AUGGUUCAGCUUGAGUACUCGGUCGAAGAGCCGCUUAACCGCGAGCCAGAGCUUGAGAAGUUAGUCCAAAGUUUCAUUACCAAAGACGGCUACGACCGCAACCACGGCCCCAUUCCCCACAUCGAUGCCAGCACACACAAAGUCUCCAUCACCGGCCUCGUCAACAAUGAACUCUCGCUUUGCAUUUCAGACCUUCAAGCACUUCCACAACAUACCGUGAUAUGCGCAUUACAAUGCGCCGGCAAUCGGCGUCAUACCAUGCGUACAAAGUUGAAGGAGGUGUCCGGCAUCGACUGGUUCGAUGGUGCUGUCAUGAACUGCAAAUGGACUGGCCCUCUGCUCAAGGAUGUUCUGGAAAAAGCUGGUGUCAAGGUCGAGGAUGAUAAGCUGAAGGAAGCGCAUGUAGCAUUCUCGUGCUACCAGACGGUUACGCAAGAAGAUGACUUUUACGGUGCCAGUAUUCCACUGUCACGAGCUAUGAAUCGCGAAAGCUCGAUUUUGCUCGCGCUGAAGAUGAACGACAAGCCUCUUCCACCUAAUCAUGGAGCUCCAGUCCGCGUCGUCACACCAGGUAUCGCCGGAGCGAGGAGCGUAAAGUGGCUUGACUCUAUCUCAGUCCAGCUAAGCGAGAGCCAAAGCCACUACCAGCAACAUGACUACAAGAUUCUACCUCCGGAAGCUGAUUCCAAAGAGAAGGCAGAGGAGUACUGGGACAAAGUUGGCGCGCUGCAUGACAUGCCUGUCAACAGCGUCAUCGGAGUUCCGAAGUCAGGUACCACUGUACAUCAGGAUGCAGAUGGUAUGAUUGAAGUCAAGGGAUACGCCCUGCCUAGUGGUGCAGAUGGACCUAUCGUGAAAGUUGAAGUCAGUGUUGACGGAGGAAAGUCAUGGACAGAGGCAGAACUGAUUAAGAACUAUGAGGGUGAAGACGCCAAGGAUGUUGAACUCAAGUGGGCGUGGGCGCUAUGGAAGUUGAAGGUCAAAGUCGAGAAGGGCAAGGAUGUCACGAUCUACAGUCGCGCAACAGACAAAAGUGGUAAUAUGCAGGAGAAAUGUCCAAAGUGGAACUUCCGGGGCGUGGCGUACAACGGAUAUGGUGAAGCUUCUGGACUGGAGGUUGUCUGA
Molecule: messenger RNA, 1125 nt
Organism: Alternaria arborescens
Lineage: Eukaryota; Fungi; Ascomycota; Dothideomycetes; Pleosporales; Pleosporaceae
Exons: 3
Coding region: 1-1125 (374 amino acids)
Cellular component (GO): mitochondrion
Molecular function (GO): molybdenum ion binding; oxidoreductase activity
Source: RefSeq, a predicted model, not a curated record